Molecule: messenger RNA, 2674 nt
Organism: Chlamydomonas reinhardtii
Lineage: Eukaryota; Viridiplantae; Chlorophyta; Chlorophyceae; Chlamydomonadales; Chlamydomonadaceae
Exons: 2
Coding region: 237-1700 (487 amino acids)
Biological process (GO): regulation of transcription by RNA polymerase II
Cellular component (GO): nucleus
Molecular function (GO): transcription cis-regulatory region binding
Source: RefSeq, a predicted model, not a curated record
CUCCGACUUGUGCUUGACAGAACGUAAAACUGGGGGCUUGCACGCCCCCCUGCAGCGCUGCUCUGCGUACUCCAAGCUUACCGCCAUCCAUAGUCAUUAUGCGCAAUGGACGCACUGAGAUACAGCUUUAUCGAUAUAGGCGUGAGCAGCGCGACCCAAUAAAUUGACCAGGCGACGCGUGGAAGCCUUCACAGCAUCCAAGCGGACUGGUACAGAAAGGGCCCAAAGUCGACAGGAUGUGCGUCAUCUGCUGGAAGGAGUUCAGCGACGAGAAUCCAGCGUACAAUUUGGGCUGUGGUCACUACGGCUGCGGGGCCUGCCGAGCAAACGUGUCCAAAUGCCCCGUCUGUAACAGCACAGUCGCUCAGGGGCCUGCAGUGGCCAGCGCACGCAAGCGCGACUCGGGGUCAGGCCAAAAGCAGCAGCACCCUCACCACCACCAGCACCCCCAGCACCACCUCCACCACCACCACUCACACCAACAGCACCACCAACAGCACUACCAACAGCAGGACCAGAUGCUGCAGCUACUAGGUUCCCCGCAGGGCCGGCGCGCGCGCGCGUACCAUGAACACAUCACGGCGUUCGUCACCGCGGCGGGCGCGGCCGCCGGCGGCCGCACGCUGGCUGCCACGGCCUCCGACGCAGAGCGUGCCUUCGACGACCUUGCCACCUCUAAUGAUCACCUCGCGCCGCUGGCCACGUUAGGCCUGGCGGACGCCGCCACGCCGCCGCGGCUGCGCAUGCUGGAGCGCACGCCCUCCGGCUCCGCCGACGACGACCCCGCCAGCCGCGCCGGCAGCGCGGGCGGCACCGGUGGAGCUGCAGGCAGUGGCCGCGGCCGCGGUGCUGCCGCGAAGCGGGCAGUGGCGGUGAGCGCGCGGCACAUCGCGCACGGCAGCUACGUGGCGGGUCGGGCGCUGCUGUGGCACGCGCUGCUGCCGGCAGCGCGGGCCAGCUGCGCCGCCAGCUGCGCGGUGGCGGCGGCCACGUGCACCGCGGCGGUGGCGACGGGGCGCGCGGUGGCGGGCGCGGCGGGCGGCGUGCUGCGCUUUGCGUCCGCGCCGCGCGUGCGCGUGGCCGGCUUUGACGGCGAGCAGGCUGCUGCAGGGGCCGGAGGGGUGUUGGCGACGGCUCACGGCGGCGUGUCCUCGCCGGAGCCCAUCAGCAACCUGGUGGGCGGGCGCAUCCGGCUGGCGAGCUGCCGCGCCACGCGCCUGCGCGUCGAGUACUGCCGUGACUGCGUGCUGAUGGCGACCGGGCUGCAGGACUGCGAGCUGCUGCUGGUGGGCUGCAGCCAGCUGCGGCUGGUGCUGCGCGGCUGCAGCGGCCUGGUGCUGCGGGAGCUGCAGUGCUCCGACAUGGGCGACUGCGUGCGGCGGCGCUGCGAGCGCUUCAGUCAUGAGAUCGUGUGCCUGCGCUGCGCCUGCAAGCCCAUGAGCGGAGGCGGCGGAGGCGGCUGGGGGCUCGGCGGGAGCGGAGGCGCCGGGAGUGUGCAGCCAGCGCCGCCGCAGCAGCUGCAGCCGUACCAGCAGCAGCACUACCCGCACCAACAACAGCAGCAGCAGCAACACCAGCUCUAUCCGGUCCACCAGCAACAGCAACAACACCACUUCCAGCAGUUCUUGCACCGCUACAACUCGGUGUCGUCCUCCACCUCCUCCUCGGCGGUGUUUCAAGGCAACGGGCACUGGCACUGACCUUGAAGUGGAAACGGCGCGCGCUGUGACCGCGCAUCACCGGGCAUGAUCACGUAGAUGACCCGUGCGGUCUUAGGGCAGGCGCUGCGUGAUCCCGUUAGGGUGGGCACCAGGAUCGGGUGCCGACACCAUACGUGGGCAGCACUGGGCGGUAAGGACGCGACAUUGCACAGACGGGACAGUCCGACCGCAAGGGCGCGCCGCAGCCCUGGUAAGCGGGGCCAUCUCGGGCUCUGAGAGAAAGUGGCAUUUACCAAUCUGAUAAUGUUUGUACGUUGGGGCGCGAGUAUAUGUAUCAAAUGUCAUGGCAGGCGUCUAUGCGAGGACUAGGCAGGCAGAGUUGCCGUUUCGCAGAGAGCUGGGCGCAGGCAGCAAGGUCAGCAGUUAGUUAGAGCGCCACUCCGAGGUGUGGGAAUGAAGGGGGCUCGAAUGUGGCCACGAUUGCAGGGCAGGGGUCUGAUUUGAAACUGAUUCUUGUGUAGGGUAAACUUGUUGUUGCCGCCUUGUUCUCCCGCAUCCGCCUAUUCUCUUCCUCACGUGUACACUAGUUUGCCCUCGUCUCUUUCUCUGUGAGGGCACUGGCUCUAUGAUUCUGUGAGCCAGGAACGCUGCCGUUUUGCAGAUGGCGGCGGGCGUGACGGGCGGUUAUUCGUCUCUCAGGGGUGCAUUUUUACAGGGUAAUUUAAAACUAGAGACCAUCAGAGGGCAGCAUAUUGUUGUGUAGCACCUGUAACUUGCCGACACGGGAGCAGCCGUGAGAGGUGACAUAGUUGCUGAGGCCGCGGAGCUGCGGAGCGGUGGGAGCUGGCCGUGUGAAGGGGUUUCGGUUUCUUCAGGUGAACAUGGCCCGGUCCGGUAUGGACUGGAGCGUAGCGCCGACGCAUAAGGCACUGGCCACGCGCGGGACUGUGGGCACGGGUUUCUGGCAUACGGGCCAAGGCAUCCGAGGAGUCGUGUUGUAAUGCAUCACAUCC